Molecule: messenger RNA, 3803 nt
Organism: Pteropus alecto (black flying fox)
Lineage: Eukaryota; Metazoa; Chordata; Mammalia; Chiroptera; Pteropodidae
Gene: FLCN
Product: folliculin
Exons: 12
Coding region: 2017-3663 (548 amino acids)
Biological process (GO): positive regulation of GTPase activity; positive regulation of TORC1 signaling; positive regulation of transforming growth factor beta receptor signaling pathway
Cellular component (GO): cytosol
Molecular function (GO): GTPase activator activity
Source: RefSeq, a predicted model, not a curated record
UCGCUUGAGGCAUGUCUGGGCCGGGGAAGGGGAUUGGGCUCCGGUGGCGAGGUCGGGACCUGAUAGCCUUCGGGUUAGCUGAGAGGCACAACUUAGUUUUGAGUUGGUGUGGAGUGGGUUGGUUAGAGAUCGGCCAGAGAGGAAGGGGAUGCUGAGAACCUGAGAUGUGGAGAGAGGGUGGGGUGAGGGGCACAUUUGUAAACUCUAAAGGGAUAAGAAAUGUGACCUGGGUUCAAACCCGUCAGCAUUGUUGUUUUAUUCUCCUUUAACGUUGCUGUGAGACUGUAUUCUUUGCCUCUUCACUGCCUUCCCGUUUUUGCCUCAUUUCUGGUUUAGGGGAGAGAGUGCGUGUCAUAAUUCCUUCUUUCCCAGGCGGCAUUCUGAGGGGCGCCCUCUGAUGAGCAUGUGGGCCUAGAUCAGUGUCCUCCAGGGAGGGUUGAAGACAUUUCUCUCCAAUUUGAUGUGUAUUGUCAGACACGUCCUUAUUACCUGGAAAGAAUGUUUAGCUCAGAGAUUGGUUCAUUGUGGAUUGAGGUCCACGGAGGUAAGCAACCAUGCGAGGCAGAGGGCAAGGAGAUAUUGCUGAAAGGAGGUACUGGUUCUCCAGCUCUUGGACACCUGGCACCAGCUGUGGAGUCCAUCUAGGUUACCAGUAUCAUCAAAUAACAGUAAUAGUGGCUCGUGACACUGUUUGCCCUUCCGGUGUUAUACAUCAGGGAGCGCUAUAAAGAAAUCCAGGUGAAAUGAAUAGAAAUAGUAGAGCCACCAUGUGAAUGGGUCUGAGCAGGAAGUAAUCCCCUGUGGAACUUUUCACCUUGCACUUGGUGGGAUCUCAACACUUGACUUAAUGAGGCUCCCCUGUGGGAGACUACUUAAAGAAGCUGUGGGGGAUUCUGAUGCUGACCACUGGUUAAGAGCCAUUCUGAUACCAUAUUUAUUUACAAAGUGUUCAUACUUAGCAACCUCUCAAGAGUCCUAUGAGAAGACCACAAGAAGUGGAGAUGAAAUGGACUCAGGGCCAGGGCACACCACACCACAGGAGUGGGAGGAUAAAUACGAAGUCACUGUCCAGGUCAUGCACAGCCACUGUGGAAAGGAGAUGUGGACAAGUAUCCUACCUCUUCGAUGUACUUGACUACUUGCUUUGAGUAUAAUGUUGCAGAGACUUUUGGGCGGGGGAAGAUAUCAGCUCUUUCUUGGAUUCUGGAAAGUUUGUUGGAAGGAAAGAAACUGUUAGGCAUACUCAGAUCAGAUUAUUUUUUCAGCAAACAUCUGGCAGAGAUUGGAAUAAGAGAGUGAAUAAAGAACUGACCUCAUGCUGCCCCAAAUUCUGAUUCCACAUGUAGUGGUUAACUCUGAGAGAGAAAUAGGGUUUGGCCUUCUGUUUCUCAGCUUUAAGGUGGUGCUUAGAAAAAAUAAGUAACCUAUUUGACAUUACGUGGCUAGUAAGGGCUAGAGACAGACUUUUUUCUGACCCAGGUCUGUGUGACUCUUGAGCUAGUGUUGUUUAGGGUACCUCACUGCCUUCCAGUGGCUACCAGCCUUAUAACCAACAGUAGAACAGAUAAGGACUUUUAAGUUUAUAUUUUACAAAGAUCUUUAAAUAUUUCUGUUUCAAGAGAUCCUUUAUGAAAUACUGCUGUAGAGGUGUAAACUUCAGCCAAGGCUUUGUCUGCAAUGUCAGUUUGCUGUUAGCUACUGCUCAAUAGGCAGGGGCCAGCUAAGUCAUUCAGAACCACUGAAGUCCCCAAGUCUCUUUUUUGUGUUCUAAUUUGAGCUUGGCUGUAAGCUGCUUGAACUUUUUUAAUGCCACAAAGUCCAUUGCUCUUAGAAUUAGCUCUGAUUUUUUUUUUUUCUUUACCCAGAAAAUAUCAGGUUUUAGAGCUGAAGUAUGACUGCCAUUGUCCUACCCGACUCAUUUGGAAAUGCCCUUGCAUGCUUUUGUGUAGGCAGGAUGGUGGACAUGUGAUUCUGCUAAGUAUUAAGGUUCAUAUUAAUUCUCUACAGAUGGAAUAGAUGUGGAACCUUAGCCAAGUGUGCUUUCACGCCUCGUGCUAUCUCCAAGGCACCAUGAAUGCCAUCGUUGCUCUCUGUCACUUCUGUGAGCUCCAUGGCCCCCGCACUCUCUUUUGUACUGAAGUUCUGCAUGCCCCUCUUCCAAAAGGGGCUGGGAAUGGGGACAGCCCUGGCCAAGGGGAACAGGCCGAGGAGGAGGAAGGUGGCAUUCAGAUGAGCAGUCGGAUCCGUACUCACAGCCCAGCAGAAGGAGCCAGUGCAGAAUCCAGCAGCCCAGGACCUAAAAAGUCAGACAUGUGUGAGGCAAGUGUUUCUCAGGGCUGCCGGUCACUUGCUGCAGGGCAUCCCGGGUAUAUCAGUCAUGAUAAAGAGACUUCAAUUAAAUAUGUCAGUCACCAGCACCCCAACCACCCCCAGCUUUUCAGCAUUGUCCGCCAGGCUUGUGUGCGGAGCCUGAGCUGUGAGGUCUGUCCUGGCCGUGAAGGCCCUAUCUUCUUUGGGGAUGAGCAGCAUGGGUUUGUGUUUAGCCACACCUUCUUCAUCAAAGACAGCCUGGCCAGGGGCUUUCAGCGCUGGUACAGCAUCAUUGCCAUCAUGAUGGACCGGAUUUACCUCAUCAACUCCUGGCCCUUUCUGCUUGGGAAGAUCCGAGGGAUCAUCGAUGAACUCCAGGGCAAGGCACUCAAGGUAUUUGAAGCAGAGCAGUUUGGAUGCCCACAGCGUGCCCAGCGAAUGAACACGGCUUUUACACCAUUUCUGCACCAAAGGAAUGGCAACGCUGCCCGUUCACUGACAUCUUUGACAAGUGAUGACAACUUGUGGGCUUGCCUCCACACCUCCUUUGCUUGGCUCCUGAAAGCGUGUGGUAGCCGGCUGACUGAGAAGCUCCUGGAGGGUGCGCCCACUGAGGACACCUUGGUUCAGAUGGAAAAGCUUGCGGACUUAGAAGAGGAAUCAGAAAGCUGGGACAACUCUGAGGCUGAAGAGGAGGAAAAAGCCCCUGUCUUGCCAGAGGGUGCAGAAGGGCGGGAGCUGACCAAAUGCCCAACAGAUUUUUCCUUGCACUUAGACUGUGGAAACUGGCAGCCGCGAAAGUUGUCUGUCUUUAAGUCCCUUCGGCACAUGAGGCAGGUCCUGGGUGCCCCAUCUUUUCGCAUGUUGGCCUGGCAUGUUCUCAUGGGGAACCAGGUGAUCUGGAAAAGUAGAGACGCGGACCUUGUCCAGUCAGCUUUUGAAAUUCUUCGGACCAUGCUGCCAGUGGGCUGUGUCCGCAUUAUCCCUUACAGCAACCAGUAUGAGGAGGCCUACCGGUGUAACUUUCUGGGCCUCAGCCCACAUGUGCAGAUCCCCUCCCACGUGCUGUCCUCAGAAUUUGCUGUUGUAGUGGAGGUCCAUACGGCCACUCGUUCCAGCCUCCACCCAGUCGGGUGUGAGGAUGACCAGUCUCUCAGCAAGUAUGAGUUUGUGGUGACCAGUGGAAGUCCUGUAGCUGCAGAUCGAGUUGGCCCAACCAUUCUGAACAAGAUGGAAGCUGCUUUGACCAACCAGAAUCUGUCUGUGGAUGUGGUUGACCAGUGCCUCGUCUGCCUCAAGGAAGAGUGGAUGAAGUGGACAGUCGACCCAAAGAAGACACUCAGAAGCUCCUAAGUAUCCUCGGAGCAUCCGAGGAGGACAACGUCAAACUGCUCAAGUUUUGGAUGACAGGCCUGAGCAAAACUUACAAGUCACACCUCAUGUCCACAGUCCGUAGCCCCACAGCCUCAGCCUCGUAAUUGAUCCCACCAUGG